Pestalotiopsis fici W106-1 is the source of this 603-nucleotide messenger RNA. RefSeq lists its product as uncharacterized. Lineage: Eukaryota; Fungi; Ascomycota; Sordariomycetes; Amphisphaeriales; Sporocadaceae. The transcript has 3 exons. The coding region runs from base 1 to 603 and encodes 200 amino acids. The record is from RefSeq and is a predicted model, not a curated record. Gene Ontology annotation, molecular function: holo-[acyl-carrier-protein] synthase activity; magnesium ion binding.
AUGAAGAUUUCGCAGAAAAGCCUAAUAGCAAAAACCGCGCCAAGAUUCAUCCAUCGCAUCCUCCUCCCGCGAGAGCUCGACACCAUCAAGGCAAAGUCAGUUCUGAGUUGUGUUCUCAACAAGGACGUCAACAAGGACAGUUUGCCGGCUCCAGGUCCAGAUUCUCCAAAUGACGCAAAUCAACCACCUUUAGGCCAAGAUAAAGGGAGAAAAAAGAGGGACCAGAGGGACCCAGCCAUAUUGAAAGCCGCCCAGUUCAUGGCGGGCCGAUUUGCCGCCAAAGAAGCAGUAAUCAAAGCUUUUCAUCAUGAGAGGCUCAAUUUUGGCAACAUUGAGAUCAGAAACAAUGCAUCGCCGCGUCGUCUCUCGAAAACUGUGUAUCGACUGGCCCCAGCUGCCGAUUCUGACCAAGCUACAGUGCAAGCCAAUGCGCAGAAAGCUGAGCCCAAGGAGCAGGAGAUAGAUCUCAAUCUUGGAAGUGGUCCACCAGUAGCAUUCAUCUGGUUAAGCGGGGCCCAGGAGCCUCUGGUCGCUUCUGUGAGCAUCAGUCACGACGGCGAUUACGCGAGCGCCACGUGCAUUUACAUGCGUCCCGAGACGUAA